Paramecium tetraurelia is the source of this 327-nucleotide messenger RNA. RefSeq lists its product as uncharacterized. The record is from RefSeq and is a predicted model, not a curated record. The transcript has a single exon. Lineage: Eukaryota; Ciliophora; Oligohymenophorea; Peniculida; Parameciidae.
AUGGGUUGUUGUGCUAUUGAACCAGGACAUAACAGGAAUAAAGAAAAGGUUUUUUGUGAGCAAAUUCAAUAGGAUACUCUCAAUAACCAAUAAUCUUAGGACUAAACUCUCCAACCUAAAUAUCAAGAACAAACAAUGGAAAAAGUAACUUGUGAAAUACAGAUCGUCUAAAAAAAUAAUAAAAACCAUCUUGUUGCCCUGAAAGAGAAUCAAUAUGCUGUUUAUAAUAAGGAUGAUCUUAAUGCUGUUGAAGAUCAAUUUUUUUAAGAUAAGCAUUCACAAAAACCUCAAGAAGUUGACAAAGCUAAUUCCGAUGAUGAUUAUUGA